CUCAUUUGGUGUCCCUCAACGGAAGACGUCUUUCAUCAGCCAUUUGGUUCAUGGAGAUUGGGCUACCUCUACAGCGCAGACAGCGCAGGGGACUGGAGCACAUUUCACACAUGAUUACGUUCAUACGUUGACUAAUUUCGGUCAUCCACUCCGCACUGAAUAAACAGCACCGCCCCAAUCUCCCCUUGGUUGUUUGUUUUAAGUGAAGAGCGAUCCAUCGCAGAGCGCCGGGCUCGAUUGACACUGUCUGAUGAUCUGCUACUGCGGCUGGCUCAGAAUAACAAGGCUGCUCGCUAAUACCUGUGUAUCGGGGCUUUCACCAAAACACCGAGCGAAUAGGAUCCAAAAAAGCCAACAAGGCAAGCAAGAACGCCGCGCCGCCGAAGUCCGCACCACAGGAUGGCUUCGGGAGACCUUUACGAGGUGGAGCGGAUCAUGGACAAGCGGCGCAACAAGAAGGGCAAGUGGGAGUACCUGAUCCGGUGGAAGGGUUACGGCAGCAAGGAGGAUACCUGGGAGCCCGAGCACCACCUGCUGCACUGUGAGGAGUUCAUCGACGGCCUGCAUCUGCACACCCAACACAAACGACCCAAACCCCCCAAGCUGCUCCCCGGGACGGCAGGGGGACCAUGGAGGCCGGGAGGGCCCCCAGGGGGGGUUGGACCACACCUCCUAUCCGCCCGUCCUCCCGCCCCAGACACCCCGAGAGCACGAGCAGAGGCACGUAAGAAGAAAAGGACUAGUGUUAGUCCAGGGGCCGGGGUUAAUCCAGAGGCAGGAGUAAGGGAGGGAAUGGGUUUGGGGGUUGGUACUGGAGCUUCUCAGAAGCAGAAGAAGGUGAGCGGAGGAGGAGCUGGAGGAGGAGGGGGGGGGAAGCAUGUCUCUCCACACAGGAUGACCAAAGCUAUGCCGUACAAGGCUCCUCCGGGGGGACUGCAGUUUGUGCCCCCGGUAAGGGCCCCUCAUAACGGACUACAGAAUGGAGAGAUGGACCCUGUCCUGUACCGGGCAGCAGCCGGGACACACCGACUGACCCAUGACACGGAGAGGGUGAUGGGGGGCAUGGAAACCUCCGGGACACCGCUGGUCAAUGAACUAGGCUCCACACUCUCCAACGGUGAGGUGAAUCUGCACAGCUCUGUGAAGAGGAAGCUUGGAGAGGACAAAGGCUACGUGUUCCACAAGCGGCUGAGGUACAACGUGCGGCAGAACGAGACCAACUGUCGAUUCCGUGACAUUGUCGUCAGGAAGGAGGAGGGCUUCACGCACGUGCUGCUCUCCAGCCAGACGUCUGACAACAACGCACUAACACCAGAGAUAAUGAAGGAGGUGUGUCGGGCUCUGGGGAAUGCAGCAGCUGAUGACAGUAAGCUGUUGCUGCUCAGUGCUGUGGGGAGUGUCUUCUGCAGUGGCCUGGACCCGUCCUACCUGAUAGGACGCCUCUCUACAGACCGAAGGAAAGAGAGCAGUCGCAUUGCUGACGCUGUACGGGACUUUGUGCUGGCGUUUAUCCACUUUAAGAAGCCCAUCGUGGUGGCCAUCAACGGGCCUGCCCUGGGCCUGGGGGCCGCUAUCCUGCCUCUAUGUGACGUGGUGUGGGCCAGUGAACGGGCCUGGUUCCAAACGCCCUGUGCCGCCCUCCGCCUCACCCCCUCUGGCUGCUCCUCCUACACCUUCCCCCAGAUCCUGGGAGUUGCUUUGACCAAUGAGAUGCUGUUCUGCGGGAGGAAGCUCACGGCACAGGAAGCCUGCAGCCGGGGCCUGGUGUCACAGGUAUUCUGGCCAACCACGUUCAACCAGGAAGUGAUGCUGCGCGUGAAGGAGAUGUCCACCUGCAGUGCUAUGGUUCUGGAAGAGUCUAAAUGCCUGGUGCGGAGCAUCCUGAAGUCGGUCCUGGAGGAGGUGAAUGAGAAGGAGUGUCAGAUGCUCAAACAGCUGUGGUGCUCCACCAAGGGACUGGAGGCGCUCUUCAGCUACCUGCAGAGCAAGGUGUAUGAUAACUGACCUCUACACACCUGCAGAACUAUCUAUGGGCCACGAGAUCUGGUCUUCAGUUACCUACUGAGCAACAUCCCUGAAGAUAUAGGGCUUUGAUCUUCAGUUACCAACAGUCUUCUUUAACAACCAGCAGAGCGUAGUUUGCCAGUCUCUGAGGCCUUAUCUCCGCACAUCAACAUCUGGGUCUGCAGAGCACCACCAUCAAUGUUUUUUUUAACUUUGGUCAUCCCUCAACUUCCCUGCCUGUAAGAGGGGAUCCGCAAAGCAUCAACUUCUGGAGAGGAUUCAUCUGUAGGAUUCAGUCUGCGUUCAUAAUGGCCUGCUGGGAGUCCAGUGACCGUGAACAAGACUCUUCAGGAAACGGAUGCACCGCAGCAGAACGUUGUGGGAGUGUGUGGAGCCAAAAGAGCUCAUCUGAUGGCUAAUGUCAUUGUUCAAUUAUUUAUUUGAAAAGGUAUUUAGAUUUGAUCCUAAAUAGAAAAAAAGCAUACCACGUGUAUAUAUUUUCUAUUAGUCUGCUGCUGUUUUUUUUGUAUCGUGCUUUAGUCUUUCUGUUUUGAGGUGAAGUGUCCUCCUGGGCUCUGAGGUGUAGUGAAAAUCAAAGCUAUGCUUGAGGUCAGAGUGGAACAUAGAUUUUCUCACCUUACAUAGCAGUAACCCUGGCCAAAGAAGUAAAUAAUAAUUUAAGUGAAACCUGUCCAUUGAAUUAGGUGUGGUGUAAUAGGAGGGCCACUGGGGAAGAGUUAGAGGUAGGUCAUGCCCAAUGAUACACACCCAUAAUUGGGAAGUCAAUGUGAAUGGGCAGUGUUGACAGUGAACUUUUUCUGGAUUUAUAUAGGCCGUUUUGCGAUGCUCUUUUGGAAGUGUUUAUUCAAUUGCUUGUAUUUGGUUUGUCAGUAAGGGUGUGUUUGACCUCUGAUUGAAUGUGAAUAUAUAGAAGGGCCCUCUUUGACCACGACCAGCACUCCCAUAGAGAACCAGAGCUGUCUGAUGGCAUCUUUUCAUUAGAAUGUGGAGACUGUCGAUAGAUCAAAAGGAGACCUCUCCCUGGGAAAGGGAGGAAAGAGAGAGAAUGAGAGAAAGAGGGUGAGACAUACGUCGUCAUCAUUAUUAUAUCAGCAGCAAUAUGUGCAGCGUCAUCAUUAUCAUCAAGGUACAUAUAUGACAUGUAUUACAGUACAAAGGUGUAGCGGGGGUGGUUUUCUUAACUACUCUUCUGUGUUGACUAACCUUGCCUGAGACCUGAAGACUUCUUUUGGCUCCCAGAGCUAAUGCCCUGCCUUUAGCUCAGUGGGCUACUGCAGUCUUGAAUCGUGAAGACGACCAGGGUUUGAUACCCCUUUGAUUAUAAAGGCAUGUAUAUUACAUUGUGAAGAGUGUAGCUAUGAUAUUUGGACAGAUAAUUAUUUUGAUAUUACCUUGCAAUCGGUUAUUAGUGAGACAUUGUGUAUUUUUGUAACCACAGAAAGAAGUUUUGUCCCAAAGUAAUCACUGCACUUUUCGUCUGUUGGCUGUCUGUGUUGUGAAGAUGCAGUAGUAGUGCAGAUAAUACCUGCAUGUGAUGAUGGCUUCAGGAAAUGGGAAAUAUAUAUCUACAUAUAUUGUAUGUAUGGAUAUCUAUUUUUGGUUUACCCAAUAAUGAAAUGUAGUUUUGUGGAAAUUGUUUUGUAUCAUACAGGAAAUGGUGGGUUUUUGCAGUUGUACACAUAUAUGAACCAUGUAGGUGUUAUAUGGUGUAACUAUAUGCAUGUACAAUAUUGUAGAUACGUGUGUUGCCUGUCAAAAUACUUUACAUUUCAAGGUAUGUUUUGUAUUGCCAUAGUAAGCAAUGUUAGAAAUCUUGCACAAUUAUUAUUUGUAUUUAUUUAAAGUUAGUGCUCAAGUUCCCCUUGGGGCUGCAGUGCCAUAAUGUUUCCCUUUCCCAAGAGGCAUCUUUCUCUCUUAUCUUCUGUUCCAGAUAUUCUCAGUAAAUUGCUUUUUUCCCUAGAUCUGCACUGUGUGAUAGUAGUGACACAACAAACACACACAAAAAAUGGUUACAUGUAGCAUAAUUAUGUUUAAAGGCUGUUGAUAACCACUUUAUGCAAAACUUUAAAACAUUUAAAGUAAUAUUGCUAUUAACAGCUCUGACAAAUCAAAGCUCUAUCAAUUUCUAAUCAACCAUUCCCAAUUAUAUUUGAAUAACACUUUCCCUGAAUUUCCCCAAUUGAUUUAUUAUUUGCGUGUUGAUCAGUGUAUUGCUAAAGUAUAGUGUAAGAUUAAAUGUAUAUUAAUAUAUUUGAGUUUUGCCUGUACCUCUCUCCAACCUGGUCUCAGAGCAUUUUGUAUUAUUCUGUACGUAAACCCAUACACUCCAUUUAGUAUGCGAUGUUACUUCUGUAUGGUAUGUAUUCAUUUGUGGAUGUCCAUCAACCGUUUCGUAUGAUAUGUUACGAAUUUGCAAAAUAUACAAUUAUAUUAUGAUUUGCUAAACGUAUGAUAUGUUACGAAUUCUAGCUAGGUGGUUAACAUUAGCUAGCUGGCUAACAUUAGCUGAGGUUAGGGGUUAGUAUUAAAGUUAGGGAAGGGUUAGCUAACAUGCUAAGUAGUUGAAAACUAGCUAAAAAGUAGCAAGUAGAGGAAAAGUUACUAAUUAGCUAAAAUGCUAAACUUGGUCGUGAUGAUUCGAACUCGCAACCUCUAGGUUGCUAGACGUUCACGUUAUACACCAACCCAUCCACACCAAACCAACUAAUUUUUGGCUUAAGUUAACAUCUGUCUUAUCUAACCAUACCAAACGUAACAUAUCAUACAAAUUUGUCUCUCGGUUUACAUUUACUUUGUUACGUAUAGUAUGAGACAAGGCUGCUCUCCCAGGACCCAAAUAGAGUAACAUUGUGUUUGAAUGAUGCAUUUGAAUAAUUUUAAGUAAAACCGUUAUAAUUCAUUUGAGGACUUACCCUUGAAAAUUAUGACCGGCCCUGUAAGCCAUGUGUUUAGGUUUAGUUUGUAAACUCCCAUCUCCAUAUGAUGUUUCUAUGCAUCUUCCAAGCAUUUACAAACCUAUUACAUGUUGAGUUUCUACUCCUUUCUCUAGUCUAAAAUCACACCUCGGGGUGCCUUAGGUAUCUUUUGUCUGUAGGAUGCUGUAUCCAUACGUUGUGAGUUUUGGGUGUCGAGCUGCUUUGAAUAAACUAUGACAUUAAUUUAAA
Molecule: messenger RNA, 5189 nt
Organism: Salvelinus fontinalis (brook trout)
Lineage: Eukaryota; Metazoa; Chordata; Actinopteri; Salmoniformes; Salmonidae
Product: chromodomain Y-like protein 2
Exons: 7
Coding region: 400-2004 (534 amino acids)
Cellular component (GO): nucleus
Molecular function (GO): transcription corepressor activity
Source: RefSeq, a predicted model, not a curated record